AUGAUUUUGCAUCGCAUUUCUUUACCUUUUUUUUAUUGUGUAUUUAUUUUUGCAUAUUUACAUUUUGAGACCGCUCAAGCAAAAUUAAACAAUGUCACUGAUGAUAAUAGCAGUAGGUUUUUAAGCGGCUUCUUCGGAAAUGCCAACGGGCCUGUAGAUGAUGGCUCCUCUUAUGGAAGGAACGACGAUGGAUCAAAUGGUAACAAUGAUGAUGAUGAUGAUGAGAAGCCAAAAGACGUCACGCAGGAUGGGUCACAUGAUAAUAACAAUGGUGAUGAGAUAAAUUCGGAAGAAGCCAAACCAGUUGAUGGAGCCUCCGCUUCUUCUCCCCCUGCGAACUACAACCCCGAUGAUGGCAUAGAAGUAACCUGCGUUCCAAGCGGAAGCGGCGAUAUGAACAUGGAAAGCGCUCCCGUGCAAGAUGGCAGCAAUGUGACAAAAAAGGCGUUAAGGAAGAAAAAAAGCGGUCGUAAGGAUAAGGUCAAUGGUCCUGAUGAUGAUGACGAUGAUGGUGAUGAUGAUGACGACGAUGAUGAUGACGACGAUGAUGAUACUGAUGAUGAUGAGGCAAAGAAACGAAGAGGAGCAACUGAUGAGAAAUUUAGCAGCGUCCCAUCCGUUAACACCAUAAACAGCGUGAACAGAAUGAACCUGCCCAUCCUUACCUUCAUGAAUAAAAACCCACUGCAAACGAAUAUGAGCUCAAACGGAGCCUUCAACACUUUUUAUAACUUGUAUAAUAAAACGAGCCCACAGAUAACGAAUGUAAAUUAUUUUAAGAAAGAAUUACAAAACGAAUUUGCCUUCAAGAAUGGACUUUACUUUAGUACCACCAGUGUGAAGGAGUACAAUCAAAGAGUCGACCCAAAUAGCCAUGCAUAUAUAAAACUACCAGAAGAUACAAUGCUCCUUGUUAUUACGGGUAAUAAAUUUUUCUUUCAAGAUUUAGUGUAUUCAAAAAAUAAGUACAAUGCUAUUAAGAAGAAAUUUUCCUUCCUUAUGAAUACCAUAAUUAGCAAUUUGAAGAAAAAAUAUUUUUUUAAAAAUUACGAAUAUCAAUACUUGUUCAAAGAUGAUACAUUUGCUUAUGACGAGACGAACAAGUUACUCGACAUGGAAUUGCUAGGAGAAAUUUCACAAGCCACACAAACCAUUUGUGUAGAUGAAGAGAGAAAAAAAAAAGUAACCAUGCAUAAAGUUUAUGGAGGAUGGUUUGACUUCCUUGGCAUUUUAGUAGUGAAUGGAUAUGCGAUGCAACCAAUGGAAGGAGAUGAUAUGAAAAAACAAAAUGCAGCAACUUUAGAUGUAGUGCCAAAACACUUGCUGGAACAAUUUAAAGAACUCGUAAAUAAAAAACAUGAUGGGUAUGAUAAUGGUUAUGCAGUUGGAUUGUGGAGAGAUUUUCCUAAUGACAAAUUUGUCCCAUGGAGAUACUCUGUAGAAUUAUUCCUGUGGGAUUUACUUAAUGUUUUGCCUCACGAGUUGCCUCACCCAGCCCAUAUGAUGAUGACCUACACGGGGAACGGCAUCACUGAGGGAUUAGAAAAGAAAGAAGGCAGCCAAGUGGUCAGUGGAGAAAUGGACAAUGCAAACAGCUUUGUUGAAGAUUUGGCCAAUAAACAAGUGAAACGAUCGAGGGAAGAAAUUCUCAACUGGCAUCAGAUCAUACAAAAUAAAAUCUCCUCUUACCCCGGAUUUGAAGUCAAAAUUGUAGCAGUAAAUGAUUACAUGAAAGCCAUUGGAUACAGCAACGAAAUAUUUGCUAGAUACUACAAUGCGAAAAAUGGAAAUGCAUACAUCUUCCUUGUAUUAAUUAAUAAAGACUUUUAUGCUGAUGAAUUUAUGAAAAAGGCAUCAUCUAACCAUGAGGAGUAUGUCAUGGAGAAGCAAAAUUACUUUAGUACAAAGAUGAAUGAAGUGUUGGAGGAACUAGAAAUACUUCUACAAGAAUUAAAACAGGAGUUGUCACCAGAGGAUGAAAAAACGAAACCAGUCAUUACAUUUUACAACUACCUAUCAGAUGAGCAGAAUUACGACAAGCUGAACCCACACGUCUUGGGAGAAAUCGCUGGCAUCACCAAACACUUAAAAUGUGAUCAACUUCGCAACAAUGAUGAUGAUGAUAGAUGCACCAAGGAUGUUUCUAUGCAUCACAAGUAUGGAGGAUGGUUUGAAUUUGCAGGUGCCAUACAUGUGAAAAAUGUAAAUUUCGUCCCCACCAAGUAUGAAAACCAUGGAGAAUUUUUGAAGAAAAAAUAUGAAGAUGCAAUUUUGACUCAAGCCAACUGCAUUUACCAAGACUCAUGGUUGUGGAAGGAUAUACCUGAACAAAACAUGGCCCCAUAUCGUUACCCAUUCGAAGUUUUCACUUUAGAGAACCCCCAAUUUAAUAUCCUCAAUUUGAAGGAAAUGCACCCCUUUAUUGUGGUAGACAUCCUUAACAAGGGUGUGCAGGUUUUGCAAUCCCAAUCGCAACACAGAAAUGCAGUUGUGGAGGGCAAACAGGAAGGAGCGCGACGAGAGCAGGUCCUUAUCAGCGGUACCCAGCACAUCAUCGACCACCGUGACGUUGUCAGCGACCGUGACGUUACAACCCAGCGUGACGUUACAACCCAGCGUGACGUUACAAACCACCACGACAUUAGCAAGAACUUUUAUUUCGUCGUCGAUGACACGGAUGCCGACACCACUGCCAAUAGUUACGCCAACAGCUACGCGCAUAGCGACGCUGACGGAGAUGACGAAACGGAGGAGGUCGAUCAAAAUGAGUACAUUACUGAAAAUGCCCAAUCGGAUGGAAGCGCCGACGCCGAGGAGGCAGAAUACACUGAGGACAAAAAUAGAGAAGAGGAAGAAGUAGAUGAUGGUGAAUAUGUUGAAGUGAAUGAAGGACUCUCUGCACAACCAGCCAUGCAACAACCACUCCCUCAACUUGAAUGCCAAAGUGAGAAUAGCACCAAUCAUCAAUUCAUAAACCAUAGUGACAAAGUUAGAACUGCAGAAAGAAAUGAUGGAGGAGACGACGACGACGAUGAUGACGAUGAUGAUGAUGAGAACACUGGCGGAAGCAUCCUCUUUAGAGACAUCACCAAAAAUUAUGCAGACAAGGAAAGUGUUGGUGCAAGCAAAAAGGAUGACGGAAGCGACGUCUUCAAAGCAGGCCACUUUAGCAUCACCGGAGGUAUACAAGCAGUCACUGAUCUUGUGAACAAACACCUUGGAAGUGGAAAAAAAGGAAAUGAAAAAAAAGCAAGUGCAAAAGCUAUUGAAGAUGCAUAUGCUAGUAUAAACAAAAAUGGCAAUAAUGAUGGCAACGACGACGACGACGACGACGACGACGAUAUAUAUAAUAAUAUUACAAGUGAUGGAAAGAAGGACGAUGACGACGACGAUGAUGAUGACGACGAUGAUGAUGAUGAGGGAAGUAUUUAUUCCUCGAGUAAAUACUUACAAAGAAAUAAGUUGAGUGCACAACAAGUCUCCCCAGACUUCAAGUCAAAAUUAUACAUAUUCAUUAUCGUGUGCUUGGUGUGCAUUUGCAUUGCCCUCGUUGUGACCAUCGCCAUGAGGUUGUAUGAUGUACUCAUGAAGAGAAAAAUCGUGGACCUCAAUAGAACGGUCCUGUCCUUCAGGGACACCGAAGACAUCCCCGUUGUCCAGGGAAUCCCAGCCCCAUGGAUGAACGCCUAA
Molecule: messenger RNA, 3690 nt
Organism: Plasmodium fragile
Lineage: Eukaryota; Apicomplexa; Aconoidasida; Haemosporida; Plasmodiidae
Exons: 1
Coding region: 1-3690 (1229 amino acids)
Source: RefSeq, a predicted model, not a curated record